CGUCCUCAUUUAUAAGUCGUUUUGCGUCUGCUAAACGACUUAAGAUGUAAUGCAAAUGUAAAUUAUACUAUAUUAUAUUAGAUAUGUAAACUGAUUUUUAAACAAUAAUUUUCUAAAUGUUAAAUGUCAGCCAUAUUUGCCUGUCUUCAUAUGGUGUCAUUCUCUCAGUCUGCCGCAUGAGGGCGCCUCGCCUCUUUUCUCUUAUGAAUCGGCCCCCACAUCGAACAAUCGGAUCCCGGAGACAAUCUGAAGACGAGGCGUUUCCAGUCGCUGUCUGGUCUGCAGCUUCCUGGCCGUCUGCUGUUGCUGUUCACCUUGUUAGGAGUACGGACGAAAAACGCAAAACGUACAGUUUCUCAGCUCAAUGAAUCAUGGAAACAGAGAGAAAACCUGAAACGAAGAUCAAAAGAUAACGAACGCGAGGAGUAUGACGACAAAUGGACGUUUUAAUAGUCGGGAGUCACGAAACGGAUGUUUCCCUGUACCACAAACUGUGUGUUUCCAUCGAGGAGACUUGCAGUCUCGGGAUGUCCCAUAUAACUGCCCUAAACUCGGAUUAGGCAAAUGUACGUGGCGCCAGCUUUGGAACAAAGGGGGAAACAAAGUUUGAUGUAAUUCGUUGAUUUGGUUUGUUACAACAGACACAGACUCUCAGUAGACAGAUUAAACAGUCUUCAGCUGGUUACAUUUGAUGCUUCCUGCUGGAGAGAAAAAAAAGCAAUGCAAGGGGUUAAUGCAAGACCUUUAAAAUAGUUUUAAUUUAUUUUAUAUUCCAUUGUCAUUCUAAAAGGAACAAAUUUCUUUUGAUGCUGUUAAAAAAAAUGUGAUGCUGGACUCUCCAAAGCACAAAUAUUCAGCCUAGACAGCUGUACAAGUAACCGAGAAUAAAUCCGAAAUUGUCUUUGAAGAGGAGGAGAAAAGAAAAGAACAUGGCAGAUGAAGGCCGAAUAACAAUUCUUCACGUUGGACUGAUUGCAUUGGUGGUUCUUCUGGGUCCUGUGGCCGCUGCACAGAGUGAGCAGAGGGAGUGUGCGUUCACAGAAAAGCCACAUGGAGAGGGGCGUGUCUUUGUUGAGAACUCCACCAUUCGCUGUGAUCAUGGAGUUCACUGCUUUGGACUCUGGGUGAAAAAGAACAAUGAAAUUCUGCUGGAGAAGCAAGGUUGCUGGACAGGUAAACAUCAGGAGUGCUAUGACCGCUGCACGGUGACCAGCCCACCAUCAAUGGCCAAGAAUGGAACGCUUCGAUUCUGCUGCUGCAAAAAAGACAUGUGCAACCUGAACUUUACUGAGGACUUCCCACCUCCUUCCCCCACCACCGUACAGCCUCUACAUUCCCGCCAUCUUUACAGAGAGGAAGCCAUAGUUGCAGCAUUAGCAACUGUGUUCAUGGUUGCUGUCCUCGUCAUUCUGCUUUUUUUCGGCUACCGCGUCCUAAGAGGACGCGGUAAACACUCUCUGCAUACCCUGGAUAUUAUGGAGACUGCGCUUUCCCCACCUUCUCUGGAUUUAGACAACCUAGUACUGCUGGAGCUGAUUGGCCGGGGCCGGUACGGAACAGUAUAUCGCGGUUCACUGGAGGACCGGUCAUUGGCAGUGAAAGUUUUUGUUUCUGCUAACCGGCAGCAGUUUACUAAUGAGCGUAUGAUUUAUCGCCUCCUCUUGGAUCAUGAGAAUGUAGCGCGCUUCUUAGAGAGCGAGGAACGUGUCGGUACAGAAGGCCGGACAGAGUUUCUCCUCUUGCUGGAGUUUUACCCGUAUGGCUCUCUGUGCACGUAUCUGUGCGGGCGGACUGUGGACUGGCUGAGCUGCUGUCGUUUGGCUCUGUCUGUCACCAGAGGGUUGGCCUACCUGCACACAGAGAUACAGAGAGGGGAUGUGUAUAAACCGGCCGUGUCCCACCGGGAUCUGAACAGUAGGAAUGUGCUGGUGAAGACAGAUGGCUCAUGUGUGAUCAGUGAUUUUGGACUUUCCAUGAUUCUGACGGGAAAGAGACCGCCUGGGCACGGAGAAGAGGACAACAGUGCCAUCAGUGAGGUGGGUACAGUGCGAUACAUGGCUCCAGAAGUGUUAGAAGGUGCAGUCAAUCUAAGAGAUUGUGAGUCAGCACUGAAACAAGUGGAUGUUUAUGCACUGGGUCUGCUUUACUGGGAGACCUUCAUGCGGUGUGCGGACCUCUUCCCAGGUGAGACAGUUCCAGCUUUUCAGAUGGCAUUUCAGGCAGAGGUGGGUAAUCACCCUACCAUAGAAGACAUGCAGGCACUUGUGUCCCGAGAAAAAGAAAGACCCAAAUUCCCAGAGGCCUGGAAAGAGAAUAGUCUGACGGUGCACUCUUUGAAAGAAACAAUGGAAGACUGCUGGGAUCAGGAUGCUGAAGCCCGACUGACGGCUCAGUGUGCAGAGGAGAGACUUUCUGAACUGCUCCUUAUCUGGGACAGGGAAAAAUCAGCCAGUCCUGCUCUCAACCCCAGUACUGCACUGUUUAACCACAGGAACUUCUCUGCUGGAAGACAGAUGCCUAAGGUGGGUUCUUUCCUUGAACACUCAUCUACAAACGCUGAAGACCAUGAGGGCGCUGAUAAACCCCUCCACAAUGACACCUCAAUGGACCCACCCUCGGUGGGAGGGUCUAACCCUGUAGAGAAGAACAGGAACUGCAUAAACUAUGAGUGGCAGCAGGCCCAAUCACGACAGUCCGGGACAGAAAGCUCCUCCCCUACUCCUGUCUCAGAUUCCUACAAUGCCACACAGCCUCCACCAGUGGGCAACAGCAUCCCUCCCUGUGCUCAGCUGACCCAGGAAGACCUGGAGAUACCUAAACUGGACCCAAGUGAAGUCCAGAGGAACUUGAGAGAGAGCUCUGAUGAGAGCCUGAUGGAGCAUUCGCAGAAGCAGUUCUGCUCUCCAGAAACAUCCAUCUCACGUGGCCCGUUCUACCCCCUCAUGAAGAUGGCUUCUGACGUUUCAGGGUCACAGGGUUCUGGUCGGCUAACUGACACCCCUAUAACCAUCCUCCCUAAGCAGCAGAAUGUUCCUAAGAGGCCAAGUAGCCUAAGUCUCCAUGUUAAGCCUUCUGGGAAAACACCCGCCUUGUCAUCUUCAUCACUGCGGAUGAAGUUUGGGAAGCUUGGAAAGUCAAAUCUUAAGAAAGUCGAGAUGGGUGUGGCUAAAGCCAGUGCGGUCAGAGCGGCACAUGAGGCCAGGCCAGUUACCGUUGCCAACAAUGAUGCUGCGGCAGCAGCAGUGAGUAAAUAUGCGAACGGAGCAGCACCAGAGUCAGCAGGAAGUGCAGCCAGUGCCACUGAUGUCCGUUGGAAGGGCGCCAUGAGUUCAGAGGACUUGACCUUUGGCCUCUUGAACACUAGCCCUGACGAGCAAGAGCCUCUUCUGAGAAGAGAGGCACAUCCUGACAAUGCGAACAACAACAACAGCAAUAACAACAAUGGCGAGGGAGAGGGUGAGGGAGACACUGAGGGUGGAGGAGAGGGAGGAGAGAACAGUGAGAAUGUUGGUCCAACAGGAGAUGCUCCAUCAGCUCCUACCGUGGAGCCUGUCGCGCUGGCCGACCCGUGUCCUGCCCCAACCGUGGUUCCUCCACAGGCACAACCCCAAGCUCAGACACAAGGAGAGGCCCUGCUCAGACAAAACCGCGUGCGCAGACCUGAGAGACCCAACUCACUCGAUCUGUCCAUCACCACACUGCCUUUACUAGAUGGCAAGUCUGUCGGUGACAUGACCGAAGGGUCGGGAGAUAAAAUCAAGAAGCGAGUGAAGACACCUUACGCUCUGAAGAAGUGGCGUCCUGCCAGCUGGGUUAUCACCACAGAUACACUGGAUGCUGAAGUCAACAACAACAAUCGUCACGGUCAGAACCAGAAUCAAGCCGGUACCAGCAGACCUAAAUCAGCCUCUGCCGUGAAUCUAGGUAGUCGGGGAGGAUCUCGCUUCUCAGAUCCCAAUGACUGUGACUUUUGAACAUAAACCUCACUUUGCUCUUGAAAACAAAUGUCAAAUCAAACUCUACAGCUCUACAAAGUCUAAAGUUUGUGGAGACAAGUGUGGACUGGACCAUAUAAAUGUCUUAAAUUGAACCCCAGUUGUAAGCACAGUAAGAGUCUUUACAUUGAAAAGAGCUAUGCAGCCAUCUUUUAGUUUAAUGUUUUUGUAUGUUUCUUUUUAAUGAAGCCACUUUUUGGUUGCACUUUUCUGCUUGAAUUUAUAAAUCAAAAUUAUUUUGACCAUUUAAAAUGGUCGAUAAUAUUAAACCAGUGUACUUAAUCAUCACAUUCCCAAGGUCAUGGAAAAUGUUAGAGAAUUUUGAUUACUAGACCUGGAAAGAAAUCGAUUAAUGUUAUCUCUAAAAUACUUCAUUUCUCUUUGUGAGUGUAACCUUUAUAAAAUUAUAAAAAUCAUGAAAACUCAUUGGUAAGAAUAUGUGCAAAUUAACACUUAUUUACAUUUGUAAGGUUAUAAAAGCUUUCAUUUUUUCCCCAUGCAGACCUGCUGAAUAUGUUUACAUUCUCUAAUAUUUUGCCAUGCACGGUUUCAGCAGCUAUGAGAUUUAUGAGACAAUAUAACUGGAGUUCCGUGUUUGGAUAUUGUAAGUGCUGUUGUGAGGUCUGAAAGAAGCCAACAGACUACAGAAACAGCAAUUCAAAACAUUUCACUGUGGUGGCACUAUGUAUAUCAGCAUCAGACACUCAAGACAAUAUUUAGAAAUGGUGGGACUGUACAGAGAGCAAGGAGAAAUCUGAUAUGAUCAAACGCAGAAGACACACUUCUUGCUUUCUGGACAAGCUUUACUCAGAGACGCAAGACAAAGCUGCACUGUUCUGGAUCCUGUUAAACUGUUUAAUGAUGCUUUGGACCUACUUGUUAUUUACUUGUUUUUCUAUGUGUAAGUGAGUGUGCCUAAGCACACAAGAUCAGUUCUCUGUGUGUUUGUUCCUGUGUCUUUGUGUCUUGUCGUGUGAAAGGUUUUUGUGCUGCAUGCUUGUAACUAUUCCUAUAGGGAUUUGCAUCUUUGUAUACACUUACCUGUUCUGAUUAUUUGAUGAACAAAAAAUCAACAAAGGGCAAAGGAUCGAAUAAUCGGAUAGAAACCUGAGAACAGUCUUUUUUUCAAAGCACAGCACACAAGAGUGGCUUUUUUUUGCUAUGCACAAUGACAUGAAGCAAGCAGCUCUGGUCUGAAAUCAAACCUUAUGUUACUAAACUGCUCUGGCAUGUCAAUGAUAAUGAAUCGGAUGCUGUUAUUAUAAUCAUAUAAACAGAGUCCCAUAUUAUCCUUACCUGAACUGGCACAAGAUACUUUCAGCUGCGUCCCUAGUGUGUUUAUGCACAAAUAUGUGCUUGCUUGUGCAUGUAUGCGUGGAUGAAUGUUUGUAUGAUGUUAUUCUCCUGUUAACACAAUCGUUGUAAUCGUAGUGUCGUGGUCAAUCAUUUUAUUACCCCUUGCUGAGACCUUUUGAAAAUUGUGAUUUGUAUAAGAUGGUGCAGACUGUAAAAGUGUAUUGUUAUUUGCAGAUUUAAAUUAAAUUAUGCUUUGCAUUUG
Molecule: messenger RNA, 5553 nt
Organism: Carassius auratus (goldfish)
Lineage: Eukaryota; Metazoa; Chordata; Actinopteri; Cypriniformes; Cyprinidae
Product: bone morphogenetic protein receptor type-2-like
Exons: 13
Coding region: 930-3974 (1014 amino acids)
Biological process (GO): vasculature development; BMP signaling pathway; cellular response to growth factor stimulus
Cellular component (GO): signaling receptor complex; plasma membrane
Molecular function (GO): transforming growth factor beta receptor activity; ATP binding
Source: RefSeq, a predicted model, not a curated record